AGUUCUGUUCAAAGUAUUACUGGAAUUGAAACAUACAUUUUUUUUGCGGUGAUAUAACAAGAUCAUGUGCAGCUAUUGUCAGAUGUCUAGGGUUUCGAAGGAGGCUGGUGAUGAGGAUACCACCAAGUUUGAAGAUCGGACGGAGUUGGUUUCUCCACCGCUGAAGAAGCCGAAGAUAGAUGCGGAGGAUGCGAAGGCGGAAACAGAGGUCGUCAAAUCAAAGAUGCGAAUUCUACGCAAAGGAAACUGGAAGGAUCCUGAGUAUAUUAGACAGGAAGAUCUGUUUGAGGAGCAAUUUGUAAAGAGCGAGGGUUACGAUGUAGAUUGGGAUAAAUUGUACUUCAAAUUCCCUGCCAUCAAAUUCGAAUCGGCAUCAUCUUUGUCAACUCGACUUACCAAUCAGGAAGUGCUAGAUCUGUGCAUAAAAACGGCCAUCAGAGAAGAAAACGAAGAAUCUAUUAGAAGAAAAGAGCUUCCUCUUGUUAGUUUUCUCUCAGCUUUAGUUCUUUCUAAUCGUUUCUUCUGCUUUUUUGCAGGGAACAAAUCUCAAGUUCGUUAAGUAUGUGAGUGCAAAUGUUCAGGGAGUGCAAGGUUUUUUGUUUUAUAUAACAUUCUGGGCACAAGAUGUUUCCUCACCAAAUCCUGAGCCAAAA
Capsella rubella is the source of this 653-nucleotide messenger RNA. RefSeq lists its product as uncharacterized. Bases 65 to 559 code for a protein of 164 amino acids. The transcript is spliced from 3 exons. Lineage: Eukaryota; Viridiplantae; Streptophyta; Magnoliopsida; Brassicales; Brassicaceae. The record is from RefSeq and is a predicted model, not a curated record.